Messenger RNA from Drosophila navojoa, 4273 nucleotides. RefSeq names its product Rad, Gem/Kir family member 1 (gene Rgk1). The record is from RefSeq and is a predicted model, not a curated record. NCBI's taxonomy places the organism in Eukaryota, Metazoa, Arthropoda, Insecta, Diptera, Drosophilidae. Gene Ontology annotation, molecular function: calcium channel regulator activity; GTPase activity; GTP binding. Gene Ontology annotation, cellular component: plasma membrane.
UAUACAGUAGAGAACUUUGAGAAAUUAUGUUUAUCAUCUUUUGUGUAGCAAUCAAUAAAUUAAAUGCGGUCACUGGAGAGUGGCGUCGACAGCUGAACUAGAGACGGGUUAUUAUAUGUGUAUAGAGAUGUUUAUGCCUGAACGCUAUGUGCCCGGCUCGCCCAUUUUUCGCGACAGCAGCCCAACCCCCGAUGCCACGCCCACAACGCCUAUAACAGCUGCACCCUCAGCAGCAGCAGCAGGAGCAGCAGCAGCACCGACGACGACUAGAAAUAAAACGGGCGCCUCACCAACCUCCAGGAGUCGUGGUCAAGCCAUGACAAUAUCCCUCUCACAUGGAACACCGGGCAACGAUACGGCCACAAAGACCACCGCCAGCAGCAGCAGCAACAGCAGCAGCCACAACAACAACCAAGCCAAGCCGCUGCCCAGCUGCUAUAUGAGCACACGAUCCGCGGCAAUGAUGGCUCUGGCGCUGGGCCAACAGUCCGGCGAGAAGGCCACAGCAACAGCCCCGUCCAGUUCCAGUGCCAGCUCCACUCCCAAUGCCAAUGCCUCGCCACGCACCAACAACCGAACCACAGCGCGUCCUGCUAGCCGAACCACGCCCACAACUGCACCAACUGCACCCACAGCGAACACUGCUCAAACGACCUUUGCCACGUCAACGUCCUCGAACACGUCGAAGCCGUCGACACCCACAGCGGUGCGCGCCGCUGCCCAGCUGAACGGCAUGGCCGCUCUCUCGGGCGGCAGCAAUUCGAGCGGCUCGGACAACGAUGGCUUCAGCACAUCGGGCUCCUCAACGGCCACGGCUCUGCGUCGACUGUACUUCAAGAGCGGGCGCAGCAUCAAGAACAAGAUCAACUCAUCCACCUCCUCCACACCGCUGAACAGCAUGCCCAUGAACACCGUCUCCAGUGCCUACCACAAUUCGGUGAGCGGCGCAACGGGUAUGCAUGCCAUGGGCGUCUCUGGAGUGCCGAAGCUGGUUGUCAUGGGCACUUCGUCGGCAUCCAUACCGGACACGACCAUCAACACGUCCACAGACUCCGCCUGCACGCUCAUCACGAAUGUGACGCACACCGACACCUCGGAGACUUGCGAUUCCCUGGACCUGGGCGACAAUUCCGGUCCCAGCGAGCCGUUGUUCAGCUCACUGGAAGAGCCCCUGCUGACAGCCAUCCAAAUCGAUUCGGAGCAUGAGGCAGGCGGCACUGAAUUGGAACUAACGAGCUGCUCUCGCUAUCCCCCGCGACCCGACAUGAAUCUCCAGGACAGCACCGAGAGCCAGGAGUCCUGCUUGUCCAUAUUGACAGGGGAGCCGUCAUCGACAACACCCCUGCUGCUGUCGUCCCGUCAGCCCAGCACGGCGCCACCGCCCACGCGUGGCCGAGAGCACUUCACCUUCGAUCCGCCGCAGUCGCCAAAGUCAGCACGCACCAGCGAAAAGGCGCGCAGCCACUUCACCUUCAAGGAGGACGCCCAGCAGGCGCGCAGAGCUAGCAACUCCUACUACACGGGUGGUGCAGAGGUGGCUGAUGCGCACGAGGAGCGCGCUGCGGCUAAUCGCAACAAGAAAUUGCGCGCCAGGGAGCGCGAUUCAAUGGCUGGCAAUGGCAAUGCCAAUGCGAAUGCCAAUGGCACACGUAAUCGCAUCUCGCCCAGCGUUUCGCCCUCGUCCAGCAACCGCACCAGUCCGAAGCGGGAGCGCAAACGCACCACGCCCUCCGCGUCCACGGGCGCCAUAGCCAAGAUCAACUCGGCGCCGCCCACCAUGAAGGACGGCAACUUCUUCGGCAGCAGCCAGAACCAGAAGCAGCGCCAAUCCCAGCAGCAGGCGUCGCCCCAGCAGCAGCAGCUGUCGCCCUCAUCCCAGGCAGCUGCGCAGCAGCGCAAGUACUCCUCCAGCUCGUCCAGCGGCAGCAGCGAGCGCUGUCUGCGGGAUGCGGCCGCUGCCGGCACCAUGUUCCCCUUCGAUCGGGAGGCGCUCGACUAUGAGCGCAUCCAGCGGGAGUGCUUUGCGCCCAGCUCGGCGACGGCCAGCACGAGCAGCGACUCGGACGAGGCCGAGAAUUGCUCGGUUUAUGAGCGCAAGCUGAGCGCGGACAUCUUCCAGCAGUACUCGCGGCUCACUCAGCAGGAGCAGCAGCAGCAGCAGCAACAGCAUCAGCUCAACCACGAGCGGGACAGGGAUCGGGAGCGGGAGCGGGAGCGGCCACCCUCUCGAAAGAACUCGAAGCGCAUACGACCCGAUUCCGUGAUACACACAACCAUACGAGAGAAUCAGCAAUAUGUGCCACAAUCGGACGCGUUCUAUCCCCAGGCCAAGAGCUCCUCCUCGCCCAGCGAUCACUCCUACGCCGAGCUGAACAAGUUCGAUGACAUCGCCAGCAAGUUCGAGCAGAUUCCGCCCAAGCAUGGCUCCAACUCCACACUCAAUCUGCAGGUGCUGCACAUGCACAGCCCCGGCAGCGACUCCCUGGCAUCGGCGUCCCUCAGUCCCACGGAUAGCACACGCAAGCGCUCCUUCAAGAGCAAGUCCAAGUCGAAGACGCAGACGCAAGUGCAGCCGCAGCUGCAGGCACUGGAGGACUUGCUGCCGGGAUCGGGUUCUGGUUCGGGUGCGGGUGCGGGUGCGGGCGCCAUCAAUGUGACAGCCAAUCCCUUGGAGGCGGCCGCUGUCUGCAAGCAGCCGCGUGCCACAAUCGUUGUCCAACAACCAUCGCUCAGCAUGGACAACACGGUCGAGACGCUGCUCAUCAAAAACGAGGGGGACUUUAUCAGUGUGGAGCAAGGCAAAGAGCUGAAUGCACGUAAGAGGCAUUCACAGCAGCUAGCACAUCCGCCGCACGGCGCACAGCUACACCAGCAUCAGCACCAGCACCAGCACCAGCACCACCAUCACCAGGUGCAGGGGCAUGGCUACUCCCAGCAGCAGCAGCAGCAGCAGCAGCAGCAACAACAGCAACACAAACGAGAUGAGAACAUGCGCCAGCUGCUGGAUGUAACCAAUACGCUAACCAUUGAGGAGCUGCGCGACUUUGAAAUGCGCUAUGGCUCACCACAUCACAGCCGCUCGCAGUCGGUGAAGAUGCCGGGCAGUCGCGCCUCGGGCCGGCCAAAUCAGCUAUGCCUGCCCCAGCAGAGAUCUCGGGUCGCCUCCAUGCCCAACACUGGCGUCGAGGAGGAGUACUACAGACUGCGUCACUUCUCCAUCACGGGCAAGGGCGUGGUGAAUCGUGGCGACUCGCUGAAGAGCCGACGCAGUCGCUCCAACAACAGCGUGGCCAGCUCCAACUCCAGCACAGAGCACUUGACCGCCCAGCAGCAGCAGCAUCAGCAGCAACUGUUGCAGCUGCAGCAGGGUCAACAGCAACUGCCGGCGCCCACUUCCACAUCGGCACGCACCUCGCUGGCCUCCAGUCGGGAGAGCAGCACCUCCAAUCCGGGCAACGGACCCUACAGAGUUCUGAUGCUUGGCGGUCCGGCCGUGGGCAAAAGUUCGCUAGUCUCGCAGUUCAUGACCUCGGAGUAUUUGCAUGCAUAUGACACAAGCAUUGAUGACGAAUCUGGCGAAAAAGCCGUAUCAGUAUUACUCAGCGGCGAGGAGUCCGAGCUAAUAUUUAUAGAUCAUGGAUACACUGAAAUGACCCCGGAUGAAUGCUUGACCAACUAUGAUCCACAUGGCUAUUGCGUCAUCUACUCCGCCGCGGACCGCAGCAGCUUCAACAUUGCCGAGCAGGUGCUUCAGGUGUUAUGGACCAAUCAAAACAUCGCACAGAAAGCCGUUAUUCUUGUCUCGAACAAAGCGGACCUCGCCAGGAGUCGACUCGUUACAUCCGAAGAGGGCAAGGCCAUGGCCACCGCCUACGAUUGCAAAUUCAUUGAGACAUCGGUGGGCAUUAAUCACAACGUGGAUGAGCUGCUGGUGGGUCUCCUCUCCCAGAUACGCCUCAAGCUCGAGAAUCCCGAAAAAUCCAGGGAUCUAUUUCGCAAGCGUUCCAUUCGCAAGUCCAAGCGUCGUGCGUGCUCACCGCUCAGCUCGGGCUGCCUCAAUGCCAAUACGCCGCUGGGCCCGCUUGGCGGUCCACUGGGCGAUGGCUCUGGCACGCCGCCCGGCAGUGCACACAGCAGCCCACGUAAAUAUCGCGGUUCGCGUACAUCUACUAGCCUCAAGGUCAAGGGACUGCUCGGACGCGUCUGGACGCGAGAUUCCAAGUCGAAGAGCUGCGAAAAUCUGCACGUGCUCUAAACGUCUCCUCCUCCUCCA